Messenger RNA from Diplodia corticola, 594 nucleotides. RefSeq lists its product as uncharacterized. The record is from RefSeq and is a predicted model, not a curated record. Gene Ontology annotation, cellular component: endoplasmic reticulum. The transcript is spliced from 4 exons. The coding region runs from base 1 to 594 and encodes 197 amino acids. Gene Ontology annotation, biological process: sphingoid catabolic process. NCBI's taxonomy places the organism in Eukaryota, Fungi, Ascomycota, Dothideomycetes, Botryosphaeriales, Botryosphaeriaceae.
AUGGCCUUGAACCUCGAGAAGCAGCUCACCUUCUAUGGGAGCUACCACCACAAUCCCGUGAACAUUGGUGUUCACAUCACCUGCGUGCCUCUGAUUAUGAUGACGGCAUUCCUGUUUCUCUCAAACACCCCCGCUGUCGCUCUUCCCGAUGCGCUGUCGAUUCCGAACCUCCCGCUGAACGCCGGGACCGCCUUUGCGACGCUCUAUUCCAUCCUCUACGUUCUCAUGGAACCAGUCGCCGGUGGCCUUCUCGCGCCCCUGAUAUUCGCCGGCACUGCGGCUGCCCAGCACCUCCUGGCAACGUACGGCGCCACCGCCAACUACUAUGCCAUCGGACUCCAUGUCGUCGCAUGGAUUGCGCAGUUUGUCGGCCACGGGAAGUUCGAGGGUCGUGCUCCCGCGCUGCUCGACAACAUCGUCCAGGCGCUUUUCCUGGCACCUUUCUUUGUCUGGCUCGAGGUGCUGUUCCACUUCGGCUACCGUCCGGAGCUCAAGAGCCGGAUCGACAAGGCUGUUGAGCAGAACAUCAAGAAGUUCAAGGACGAGAAUGCGAAGAAAGCAGCAAACGGAAAUGCGAACGGGAAGGCGCAUUAA